AUGUCUCAGCACGUGACGGUUUCGGAGAUGUUCACGGAGUAUGAAGCUGACUUCACCAGGCUUUGCCACGAAGCGGAGGAGUGUUUGGAGCGUGCCAAGAGUACAUCCUCAGCAAAGCCUCUUUCAGAUGCAGACCGCUGCAUUUCAAGAGCCGAGCAGGCGGUCAAGCAAAUGGAGCUGGAAGUGAGAGCAAUGCCACCGGAAGCACGCGGCCCUGUCCAGUCCAAGGUGCAGGAGUGCAGGCGGGCAUUGACGGAGCGCCGCAAGGCUUCCGAAGCCGUCAGUAGAGCUAUGCUUCUGGAGGAGACGACCCUGGGAAAGCCAUCAAGUGAACACAUGGCAGAGGACAUAAACCAGUCCAUGUUGGAAGGGUCUCGCAAGUUGACUGAAGCCAAGCGGGCAGCUCUGGAAUCCGAACAAAUCGGAAUAGAUGUCAUGAGCGAUUUGCGGCAGCAAAGAGAAGUCAUGGAGCGCAGCCGCGAGAACAUGGGCAAGGUGGGCCAGAAUUACAGUGCAGCUGGCCAUACAUUGGACAGCAUGCUCAGGCGAGCGGAUCAGAACAAGAGAAUGGUCUACAUGAUCGCCGGGCUAAUGCUAGUGAUGCUUGUCGUUGCCGUGUAUUUCCUGUUUCACGGCGGGUCUUGA
Symbiodinium sp. CCMP2456 is the source of this 645-nucleotide messenger RNA. Lineage: Eukaryota; Dinophyceae; Suessiales; Symbiodiniaceae. The record is from the annotation of a GenBank genome assembly.